Hemicordylus capensis (graceful crag lizard) is the source of this 939-nucleotide messenger RNA. RefSeq names its product olfactory receptor 10C1-like. Gene Ontology annotation, molecular function: olfactory receptor activity; G protein-coupled receptor activity. The transcript has a single exon. Gene Ontology annotation, biological process: G protein-coupled receptor signaling pathway. The record is from RefSeq and is a predicted model, not a curated record. Gene Ontology annotation, cellular component: membrane. The coding region runs from base 1 to 939 and encodes 312 amino acids. NCBI's taxonomy places the organism in Eukaryota, Metazoa, Chordata, Lepidosauria, Squamata, Cordylidae.
AUGGAAAACAAAACAUUUGUUACUGAAUUCAUUAUACUGGGGUUUUCAAAACUCCCAGAAAUGAAGAUGUUUCUCUUUGUAUUGUUCUCAUGCCUCUACUUCUUCACAGUACUUGGUAAUAUCACCAUUAUUGUGCUCAUCACUGUUGAGGCUGCCCUUGACACACCCAUGUAUUUCUUCUUAAGGAACUUGUCUUUCUUGGAACUGUGCUUCACCACAGUUACCAUACCAAACAUGUUAGCAAAUCUCCACUUGGAAGAAAGCAGAAUCUCCUUCAUUGGUUGUGCAGCACAGCUAUAUUUCUUUUUUAUGUUUGGUGUCACUGAGUGUAUUCUUCUCUGUGUCAUGUCAUACGACCGCUAUGUGGCCAUUUGCAUCCCAUUGCGAUAUACAAUCAUUAUGAACAAAAGAGUUUGUACCCAGCUCUCUGUGGUAUCUUGGAUUGUUGGAACUCUAGUAGCUACUGGUCAUACCACAUACAUCUUCAACCUGCCUUUUUGUAAGUUCAACGUAAUUAACCAUUUCUUUUGUGAGAUCCAGCCGUUGCUCAUGCUUGUUUGUGGCAACACGUAUUGGAAUGAAGUCCAAAUCAUUGUGUUUUCUGGUAUCGUGCUGAUGGUGCCUGUCACUCUUAUCCUGGUGUCUUAUGUCUCUAUCAUCACCACCAUCAUGAGGAUGAAGUCUGCCAAAAGCAGGAGGAAGACUUUCUCCACUUGUUCCUCUCACCUCAUUGUAGUAACAUUGUUUUAUGGUGUAGGCCUCUUCAGUUAUACAAGGCCUAAGGCAAGUUACUCAUUGGAUACUGACAAAUGGCUCUCUCUGACCUAUUCUGUCAUUACACCAAUACUGAACCCAAUAAUAUAUACUCUCAGGAACAAAGAGGUGAAAGGAGCUCUGUGGAAAUUGGGUACUAAAAUCUUCCUUAGGUCAAAAGGAUAA